GUUCCCUAAAUUAUUUAAAAAAAAAACUAUCGUCACGUGGUCUUAACCUGUCAAGAUUCCACUAACCUAACCUAAAAUAUCGCGAAAAGGAACACCAAAUAUUUCAACAACAAAUUUCGCGUCGUUUCAUCAUGAAAUGAGCGAAAACUACUAUUUAGACGUUAAAUUAAUUUUACAAGACCCCGAGGAAGUGCCCGUAGCAUACCUGAAAAAAAACAUCUUAGAAGCCCUAAGGGAGUUAUUCGGCGAAAUAGGAGCAACCAUAACCAUCGACAUUUUAAAAUUCAACCCUGAGACCCUCGAGGCGAUUAUCCGAGUGCCAGAAUCCCAUUACAUAAAACUGAGGGGCAGUUUAACGUUGUGCGGACGUUACGAGGGAAAACGUUGCAUUUAUUCAGUAAGGAAGAGUACCCCGGUACUGUUGGCCUUGCAAGGUGACAGCAGAAACUAUAUACACUAG
Messenger RNA from Anthonomus grandis grandis, 460 nucleotides. RefSeq names its product ribonuclease P protein subunit p14 (gene Rpp14a). The record is from RefSeq and is a predicted model, not a curated record. The coding region runs from base 137 to 460 and encodes 107 amino acids. Gene Ontology annotation, biological process: tRNA 5'-leader removal. Lineage: Eukaryota; Metazoa; Arthropoda; Insecta; Coleoptera; Curculionidae. Gene Ontology annotation, cellular component: ribonuclease P complex. The transcript is spliced from 2 exons.